Molecule: messenger RNA, 959 nt
Organism: Papaver somniferum (opium poppy)
Lineage: Eukaryota; Viridiplantae; Streptophyta; Magnoliopsida; Ranunculales; Papaveraceae
Product: probable WRKY transcription factor 75
Exons: 2
Coding region: 87-758 (223 amino acids)
Biological process (GO): regulation of DNA-templated transcription
Molecular function (GO): sequence-specific DNA binding; DNA-binding transcription factor activity
Source: RefSeq, a predicted model, not a curated record
UAUUACAAACUUUACCGUAAGUUCAAGUGUAAACCAGCAAAUUUAGUCUUCAUCCCCCUAAACCCCAUCUAUACUCUCAUUAUUUCAUGGAUAAUCAAAUGAUGUUCUUCCCAUUCGCAUCACCAACUCUAGGUGCUUUUCCUCACCAUCACCACCACCAACAACAACCACAAUCAAACGACAUGGUUGAUUUCGAUUUCAGCAGUGUUUUGCUUCAUCCUAAUAACAUUUCAUCGAGUAGUACAAGUUCUGGGUUGUUAUCAGAUUUGUCAUUAGGGAAUAAAAACAGUUAUUCAAAUGAACAUCAGAUUGUAGAUGGUCAGAUGAUUGAUAACAGCGUUGUUGGUGUUCCUAUUCAGUCUACGACUACAACCAGUAGUAUUCGCGAGAAUUCACAGGAGAAUUUUGAUAAUACAGUUAGUAGUAAUAAUAACAAUCAGGGAAAUGAUCAGAAGAAGAAGGCGAAGAAGCAUAGAUUUGCAUUUCAAACGAGGAGUCAGGUUGACAUAUUAGAUGACGGAUAUCGCUGGAGAAAGUACGGGCAAAAGGCAGUCAAAAACAACCAAAACCCAAGGAGCUACUACAGAUGCACACAUCAAGGAUGCAACGUGAAGAAGCAAGUGCAGAGAUUAUCCAAGGAUGACAGCAUUGUGGUUACAACUUAUGAAGGGAUGCAUACACAUCAAAUCAGUAAAUCUACGGAUAACUUUGAGCAAAUUCUGAUGAGUCAAAUGCAAAUGUACAACGGUUUUAACUAAGCGUUAAAAUCUUUUAAAACUGCUAGCUAGUGUAGAAUUUUUCAUUGUUUUGGUUAAUAAGAGAUGCAUUAAGCACAUCUGUUCUUGCUUGCAUAUGCGAAUUGCAGUACCAUAAUUUAGUCAAAAUAUAUCAUUACAAACACAUAUACGUAUGUAAAAUCACCCCAAAUAUCUACAAUAAUAUUUGAUCUUUACUUUUCA